Messenger RNA from Zingiber officinale, 1255 nucleotides. RefSeq names its product peroxidase 2-like. The transcript is spliced from 3 exons. NCBI's taxonomy places the organism in Eukaryota, Viridiplantae, Streptophyta, Magnoliopsida, Zingiberales, Zingiberaceae. The record is from RefSeq and is a predicted model, not a curated record. Gene Ontology annotation, biological process: hydrogen peroxide catabolic process; response to oxidative stress. Gene Ontology annotation, molecular function: peroxidase activity; heme binding. The coding region runs from base 42 to 1040 and encodes 332 amino acids.
UAACUAAGUCAAUCUGCAGGAAGUCGACCAGCAGCAAGCAUAUGGCAAUCAGCUCGAAUAUGUUGUUCGGCACACUGUACUUCACCUUCAUCUCUGCAAUCAUUCUCCCUGCGGCGCAUCACCACGUUCAGGGGAAGCUCACGCCGAACUUCUACGACGAAGUGUGCCCGCAGGCACUGCCCACCAUCCAGGUGAUGGUGGCGACGGCCGUCACCUUUAAGCCACGCAUCGGCGCGUCCCUGGUGCGGUUGCACUUCCAUGACUGCUUCGUCAAUGGGUGCGAUGGUUCUGUGCUGUUGGAUGAUUCGCCGACCAUUGUGGGAGAGAAGACAGCGGGGCCGAACAACAAUUCUGUUGGAGGAUUUGAUUUCAUAGACGAGAUCAAAGCCACUUUGAACGUUGUGUGCUUCGGCAAUGUCGUCUCCUGUGCCGAUAUCUUGGCUGUUGCGGCUAGGGACUCGGUUGUAGCGCUCGGCGGAAACUCCUACGAUGUGCUCCUCGGUCGGCGAGAUUCCACCAACGCGAGUAGAGACGACGCGAACUCCAACAUCCCGUCGCCGGUAUCCGACUUGUCGGACAUCCUCGCCAAGUUCGAAGCCCACAACCUCUCCGCCGAGGACCUCGUCCUGCUAUCGGGAGCGCACACCUUGGGAUACGCCAAGUGCAAGCUCUUCCGCGACCGGAUCUACAACGAGACCGCCACCAUCGACGCCGACUUCGCCAGCGCCCUAAAGGCGAAGUGCCCUAAGGCCGUCGGCAGCGGCGACGACGAGCUGUCGUCCCUGGAUGAGACGCCGGCGGCGUUCGACUCGGGGUACUACCAGAUGCUGACGCGGAACAAGGGGCUGCUGCACUCGGACCAGCAGCUGUUCAAGGGGGACGGGAGCGAGAUCGAUGGGCUGGUGAAGCGGUACAGCGAGGACGCCGGCGCGUUCACGGAGGGGUUCGGAGCGGCGAUGGUGAGGAUGGGGAGCAUCAGCCCGUUGACGGGGGACGAAGGAGAGAUUCGAGAGAACUGCCGAGUGGUGAACCGCCCCUGAUUCUGCAUUUCUGCUCUGUUCCAUUGCUUUGAUCUUGUACUCGUGGACCGCAUUUUCCAUUUUUUAUUUUUUAUUUUUUAUUUUUUAUUUUUUUUACAUAUAUUUUUAAAUAUCAACCGCCAAACGUGUGAUGCGUCUUCUGUACCGAAAUGUAACGUCAUUGUGUCACCUGUAAUUCUUUAAAAUAUAUAUAUAUGUAAUUUAUAAUUUCUAUA